UAUUGAAAAUUAGAAAAGGCGUAAUAAAUCAUAAAUAAAAAUAAGUAUAUCAUAUAUUGCUGUCAUUCAUUAAGCUUUUGCUCUAAAAAAUUAAAUCGUUUGAUAAAAAUUGUGUAAAUAAAUAAUAGUACUUAUCACCACAGUUAAGUGAGUAGGAGGCAAGUUUGUUAUUAGAAUGAUUCAUUUAUAAGAUUAUUAAGAAUGAUAAGCAUUUUAAAAUUCGCUCUAAUCAGUAUUACGCAACAAAGAACAAAUUUAUCAUUAAAUUGGGCGUUGUCCUGUACAAUCUAUCAGAAAAAGUAUAUGAUAUCAUAUAUGUAUUAUGUAUACGUAAUUUUUGUAAUUGAAUUUAUUUGUUUCCUCUAUUAUAAAUCUUAAGAUAUAACUAUAUAUCAAAUUUGUGUACAUAUACAUUUUUUCUACAUACAUGAAUCUAUGUAAGCAUAUGUUCAGAGCAUAGAUUAUACUGUAUUAACAUUAUCUAUCACAAUCGAUACACUAUCAUUAAAAAAUGAUAUCGAGGUACACCUGAUAAAAGAAGGACCGCGACUUGACAGUCUUUGACAGUCUCUGACAAUUUAUUGUUAUCAAAGAUGAAUCGUUGGAUACUCAUUUUCGCGGCUUUGGCUGCUGUGGCUGCGGCUAACAAUUCAGGAGAUAAGAUCAUAAUGUGUUAUUUCGGUAGUUGGGCCGUGUACCGACCUCCGGGUGGCAAAUAUGACAUCUCAUACAUUCAACCGGAACUCUGCACCCAUCUGAUCUAUUCCUUCGUCGGCAUCAAUACAGAAGGCAAUGUCGUAAUUUUGGACGCAUGGCAAGAUCUUCCCGACAAUUGGGGCAAGGACGGUUUUGGAAGAUUCAACAAGCUUCGAGAACUGAGCCCGACCACAAAGACGCUCAUCGCUAUCGGUGGAUGGAACGAGGGAUCCGCCAAGUACUCCGAUGUCGUCGCUAAUCCGACUAUUCGCGCAAGAUUUGUCAAGAACGUCGUUGAGUUUUGUCUGAAAUACAAGUUCGAUGGUUUCGACGUCGAUUGGGAGUAUCCUAAUCAGCGUGGUGGCAAGCCAGCGGACGUGCAGAACUACAUAAGCUUGCUUAAGGAACUGAGAACUGAAUUCGACAAACACGGACUUAUUCUCUCUGCUGCCGUCGCCGCUGCCGAGCCUUCGGCUUCUCUGUCCUAUGAUAUCCCGGCGAUGUCCAAGUACUUGCAUUACAUCAACAUUAUGACAUACGAUUUUCAUGGUGCUUGGGAGAAAGUAACUGGUCACAACGCUCCGCUCUAUCCACGCAAUGGCGAGUCUGGAAACGAUCUUAAACUUAAUGUCGAUGCAUCCGUUCGCUAUUGGCUGGACAGUGGUUGCCCGCGCGAGAAGCUGAUCCUUGGUGUGCCAUUCUAUGGUAGAGCGUUCACUCUCUCCGACAGUAAUCAAAACGGUCUCGGAGCUCCUAUCAAGGGACCUGGUACUGCCGGUCCGUAUACUCGUGAGGGUGGAAUGCUCGGUUACAAUGAGAUUUGCGAGUCCUUCAAACAGGGUGGAUGGACGAUUGUCCGUCAAGAAGAGCAUCGCGUCCCAUACGCUGUCAAGGGCGAUCAAUGGGUUGGCUAUGACGACGUAACUUCUCUUAUCGAGAAGACGAAUUACAUCAAAUCCAUGAAUCUCGGUGGUGGGAUGCUUUGGAGUAUCGAGACCGAUGAUUUCAAUGGCAACUGUGGUGAAAAGUAUCCUCUGCUGAAAACACUAAAUGCCGAACUGAGAGGAGGAGUCCCGCUAGAACCAACUAGACCGACAGACGCACCAAAUCCGUCUAACAAACCAACUGCACCGACAACACAACCACCAGUAACUUCGCCUCCCAACGGUAUUUGCAAAAAAGCUGGUGAUUUCGUCCGUGAUGAAAAAGACUGCAAUGUAUUCUACCUUUGCGAAGAUGGUGGCAAAAGUCACAGAAUGACUUGCCCAAGUGGACUAGUCUUCAAUACGAACACCAACACUUGCGACUAUACAGCUGCCGGAUGCAAUUAAUGAUAAUAAAAAUGUUAACAUUGUAUACACAAUUUGCUGCUAUUUAUUAUAUAGCAUUGCCAUAUAAUAAACAAACAAGUAUAUAAUUUGUA
Nylanderia fulva is the source of this 2119-nucleotide messenger RNA. RefSeq names its product chitotriosidase-1. The record is from RefSeq and is a predicted model, not a curated record. Gene Ontology annotation, molecular function: chitinase activity; chitin binding. Lineage: Eukaryota; Metazoa; Arthropoda; Insecta; Hymenoptera; Formicidae. Gene Ontology annotation, cellular component: extracellular region. Gene Ontology annotation, biological process: carbohydrate metabolic process; chitin catabolic process.